This is a messenger RNA of Blepharisma stoltei, 495 nucleotides long. Lineage: Eukaryota; Ciliophora; Heterotrichea; Heterotrichida; Blepharismidae. The record is from the annotation of a GenBank genome assembly.
AUGGCCUGCAUUGGUUGCAAAGACUUAAUCAAAAGAUCCAUUUUGUAUACAAAAAAUCGUGACUCUUUGUGCAAAAAAUGCCAGAAAGCAGAAUCUGAUCAAUCAGUGGCUGUUGAAGUUAUUGAGCCAGAAGAAAAGAGAGCAGUACGAGAUUUCGUUCCUGAAGCUUGGAAAUAUAUUGGGAGAUUGAGAAGAUAUGGAAAACUUAUAUCAAUGGAAAUUGGAAGCAAAACUUAUGACUGAGUACAAAGAAAAGGGAGAUCGAAAUUCAAAUUAGACCAAAAAUUGACCCAGCUAUUUAAAAAUUCAAACGAUAAAGAUAAAAUAGGUCUUGCAAAGGUUACGAAGUUAUGCUAUCAUAGGGAUUAUGAUUUGGAGCAGAUUAAUACACUUUUAAGACCCAUGGGCUAUCCAUAUGAUGCGUUGGCUGAAUUAUUUCAAAGUUAUUAUGAUAAUCACAUCAAAAGCUAUCUUAAUGGAGAAGUUAUAAAUUAA